Molecule: messenger RNA, 1866 nt
Organism: Pectinophora gossypiella (pink bollworm)
Lineage: Eukaryota; Metazoa; Arthropoda; Insecta; Lepidoptera; Gelechiidae
Exons: 3
Coding region: 78-1277 (399 amino acids)
Source: RefSeq, a predicted model, not a curated record
GUUCCACGUACUCGCGUAAAAUAAAUUCCAUUUUUUAUCAAAUUCUUUCCAAAAUCAGUUUACUUUUUAUAAACAAUAUGCCAAAAAGAAAGAGUGAUGGUGAUUGUGACGAUAUUCAACGGAAAAUCAAACGUCUAAAAAAGAAAUUACGGCGUAAACAACGCGGUAAACGUUAUCAGUGCCGAUCAGACGAGUCUGAGUCAGACUUAUCGUUGAAUUCACGUGUAUCCAGUGAGCCACAGGAUUGUCAACAAACACAAGGUAGCGAAAAGGAAGAUUAUACAUGGUUAAUGGACAAUGAUCCAAUAAAUUUUGAUUUGGAUAAUCCUACGGAUUCCCAUCAUAAUAAUGACUUAUUGAAGUCAAACCCUUGCCCUAGUACUUCUGGUACGAAUUCUGCAGUAGCGAUACAAUCAGUUGUGACAAGUCCUGCAGAAUCUACACCGCUCCUAGCUGCUGAAGCAAGGACAUCUGGAGACGCAGUAGCACCUGUAACAGAGGAAUUAGAUAAUGAGUUGUUGGAUAUAUUGGGCGUAGAUCCUACGAGUGACAAAAAAUAUGGAAAAGACAUCCAUAAGGAUUUAUCGGUUCGACUCCAACAUUGGGCCCUUACAGGCCUGACCAAGGAUCUCCGUAAAGAACUUAAAGAAAAGUACUUAACGCCCGAAAACUGCAAGUUGAUUGAUCCACCUGAAUUAAAUGCAGAGAUCAAGGCAGCAGUUUCCGAUAUUAUCUUGAAGCGUGAUAAAGCCAUAGAGGGCAAACAAAAACAGCUUACCUUAGCUAUCACGUGCCUGGGAGAGGCAAUUUCUAUGUUGAUAUCGACAAAGGAGAAGAAUACCGCUUUACUUAAACUUUUAAUGGAUUCUGCUCGCAUGAUGUGCAACUGUCAACAUGCCGACACAGUUACGAGAAGAAAUUUUCUUUUGGGCGCUGUUAAAAAAGAUGUUAGAGAACAACUGCAGAACUCAAAGGUAGAUAAAUUCCUGUUCGGUGAAGACUUGCCCGAAAUUUUAAAAUCGGCUAGAGCUAUUCAUAAAUCUGGCACAGAACUUAAACCACCUGCAACUAAGAUUGCAAAUAAAAAGCAGACGUCCAAUAAUACAUCUUCUUCAGCGAGAAAUUUAAACUGGCGGAAUCAGGGUCUGGGUCGCAAACCGACGACGGGCCCUCCGAAGACGAGGGAGCAGAGGCCGAUCUCGACGCAAGCUCAGCACACCAGCUCCUCGAGGAUGUUGCAGCAUCCGCAGCAACGGCAGAACUACAAUCGCCGAUAAACACGCUCCCGCAACAUGAACACCAAGAUUACCCUGGUGGCCGGAGUAUUGUCCGGGAGUCGAUGCUAAGAAGAGGUAUGCCACUUUCAUCUAUGGACAUCCUGCUGAACUCUUUAGCCGAAAAUACGUAUAAGCAAUAUGACGGGUGCUAUAAAAAGUGGUUUAUUUAUUGUAAUGAGAAUAAAUUAAACAUGUAUGAUGUAUCAAUUCCCGAAGUCAUAAAGUUCUUAACUAUUUCAUUUAAUAAUGGUGCUCAAUAUGGGACUUUAAACUCUUAUCGUUCAGCUUUAGCUUUAAUAAAUAAAGUCAACUUUUCGGAAAACGAUGAUCUAAAAAGAUUUUUUAAAGGGGUGUUCCGUUCUCGACCAACGAUGCCCAAGUACAACGACACGUGGGAUACUUCUAUUGUUUUAAAUUAUCUUGGAAAAUGGUAUCCCAAUGAAGAUCUGGAUUUAGAAAGAAUCACUAAGAAGUUAAUAACCCUUUUAGCUCUUGUGACUGCCCACAGAGUUCAAACUUUCUCAAAAAUUAAAGUUUGUAAUAUUGAAAGGUUACCAUCAGAAAUAAAAAUCAAAAUACCAGAUCUCAU